GCGCCUUCCUUGCCCGUCUCCUCCAGCUCCAGCCUCCAAAAUGGAAUGUCACCGGGACUAUGCCAAGGAGCAGCUGGAGCAUUGGCAGGAGCAGUGCGGCCGCCAGGGGCCACCUGCCUUGACCAGGGCAGCAGGAAUCCCAGUGGGAAACCAUCGGAAUGUCCUGACGGUGGGUCCACGAGGUCCCCUCUUGGUUCAAGAUGUGGUUUACGCUGAACAGAUUACACAUUUUGACCAAGAGAGGAUUCCUGAAAGAGUUGUUCAUGCUAAAGGAGCAGGUGCUUUUGGCUAUUUUGAAGUGACUCAUGAUAUCACCCAAUAUUGUAAAGCAAUCCUAUUUGAGCACAUUGGUAAAAGAACUCCCAUUGCCGCUCGACUUUCUGCUGUUGUUGGUGAAUCAGGUUCAGCUGACACAGUUCGUGAUCCUCGAGGCUUUUCAGUGAAGUUCUAUACAGAAGAUGGUAACUGGGACUUUGUAGGGAACAACACUCCCAUCUUCUUUAUUAGAGAUCCAAUGCUGUUUCCAUCCUUGAUCCAUAGUCAAAAGAGGAAUCCACAGACCCAUCUGAAAGAUGCCAACAUGUCAUGGGACUUCUUCAGUCUUCGCCGUGAGUCUCUGCACCAGGUAUCAUUUCUAUUCAGUGAUCGUGGCAUUCCAGAUGGAUUUCGUCAUAUGCAUGGCUUUGGAUCAAAUACUUUCAAGCUAGUGAAUGCCUGUGGUAAAGCAGUGUACUGCAAAUUCCAUGCAAAGACUGACCAGGGAAUCAAAAAUCUUACUGUUGAAAAAGCAGAAAAACUGGCUUCUAAAGAUCCUGACUAUGGUCUGCGUGAUCUUUACAAUGCUAUUGCUAAUGGAGAUUAUCCAUCAUGGAGUUUCUAUAUUCAAGUCAUGACAUUUGAACAAGCUGAGACAUCACCAUUUAAUCCCUUUGAUGUAACUAAGGUUUGGCCUCACGGGGAUUAUCCUCUCAUUCCUGUGGGAAAGAUUGUUUUAAACAGGAAUCCUGUCAAUUAUUUUGCUGAAGUGGAACAAAUUGCCUUUGACCCAAGCAACAUGCCUCCAGGAAUUGAACCUAGCCCUGAUAAAAUAUUGCAGGGGCGUCUCAUAGCCUAUCAAAACACCCAGAAAUACCGUCUAGGAUCCAAUUAUCUGCAAAUUCCUGUAAAUUGCCCAUACCGAACCCGAGUAGCCAAUUACCAAAGAGAUGGGCAAACGUCCAUAUCUGGCAACCAAGGUGGUGCUCCAAACUAUUAUCCAAACAGUUUUAGUGGCCCUGAGGACUGGCCCUGUUUGGAGGAAUCCUGUGAAAAUAUCUCAGGCGACAUACGGCGCUUCAAUGAUGACAAUGAUGACAAUUUAUCUCAGGUACGGGUCUUCUAUACCAAAGUAUUGACAGAGGAAGAACGUGAAAGACUUUGUGAGAACAUUGCUGGCCUUCUUAAGGAUGCUCAGCUUUUCAUUCAGGAGAGAGCUGUGAAGAAUUUCACUGAUGUUGAUCCUGACUAUGGUGCACGCAUCCAGGCCCACUUGGAUAAACACAAUGCUCAAGACUCCAAAAAGGGUUCAGUACACUGUUACACACAAGCCUCAUCUAAGACUGGAAAGAACUAAUGGCAUGAUCUUGAAAUACCAGUUCUUCUGAUUAGAGCAUUAUCUCAUGAAAUUACAAUCAAUCUAAUUGGAAAAUGAUACAUGCAGUGCCUUAACAAAUGUUUCCAUGUUUUCUGAAAUAUCUUUUAACACCAAGCAGUAAAAUUUUGUUAAGUUCUGCAGAUCAAGCAAAAUAAUUUGUUUUCUAACAAAUCUUUCACUUAUUUAUUAAGGAGAACAUCCAUAAUACUAGGAAGACCUUUAACUGCAGACACCCAGACACUUGGCUGGAUGUCUGCAGUAUUUUUUUCAUGUUCAUAUGCUAGGGAAAAACAACUUUUUAAUUGUAAUACCUCUGCCUGGUGUACUAAUUUACUAUACCCCUUUUAUGUGAAGUAGGCUUAAAACUGAUGAUUCAUUAUUGGAGAUGCAGUCUGUUACAUAACCUGCCAGAUUAGAACCAGCUUUGAAUCAAGCACAUUA
This is a messenger RNA of Anolis carolinensis (green anole), 2074 nucleotides long. Its product is annotated as catalase. Gene Ontology annotation, molecular function: heme binding; catalase activity. Gene Ontology annotation, cellular component: peroxisome; cytoplasm; mitochondrion. The coding region runs from base 41 to 1612 and encodes 523 amino acids. The record is from RefSeq and is a predicted model, not a curated record. NCBI's taxonomy places the organism in Eukaryota, Metazoa, Chordata, Lepidosauria, Squamata, Anolidae. The transcript has 13 exons. Gene Ontology annotation, biological process: response to hydrogen peroxide; hydrogen peroxide catabolic process.